AUGCAACCAAGCAAGGAUUUUGAAGACUCUUUUGCCAUGGAAGGAGAGAAUCCCUUGACCAGCAAAGCCACCAUGACUGACACGCCAGAACCAAACACCACAUCCUCGGAGACCUCUGAAGAAAGCCUUCAAGAUGAGAAUAUCUUAAAAAGAGUCGGUAGCCUUCCUUUGGUGACCUCUGUUUGUGAUUUGGUUUCUGCAAACUAUACCUCCAUCAAAAGAAAAAGCUCCUACCUUCAGACGGUUUGUAACGGGGCAGAGAAAAGUGUGAAGUCGCUCACUGGAGCUGCAGUCAGUCGUGUGCAGCCAAUUUUGAUGACGUUUGAACCUCAGAUUGCAGCAGCAAACAAAUAUGCCUGUAAGAGUCUAAAUGCAAUGGAGGAAAAACUGCCUAUCCUACAACAAACGGCUGAUCAGGUUGUCUUUGAUGCAAAGGAGUUGGUGUCUUCUAAAGUCACAGGUGCCAAGAAUGCGGUGACCUGCAGAUUAUCAGGGAUGGUCAACGUGACCAAGGAUGCUGUACAGGGUAGUGUGAAAACUACCUCGUCCUUGGUUACCAGUAGCAUGAGUGUGGUGAUGGGAACAAAAAUGGGCCAGAUGGCCAAGAACAGCAUGGACGCAAUGCUAGGAAGGUCUCAUGCAUUUGUGGAUCACUAUCUCCUUGUCACAGAUGAUGAUAUGGGUGAACUUCAACCAUGUCGUAAAGGUGAAGAGAUGGAUCCUAUACAGCAAGAGCAGACCCAAAUAGCUUGCCAAGGCUAUUUGGCGUGCUUGAUUUCCUUGCUGAAAAAACUCCACACCUAUGUUUCCCAGCAGUCUCAGUGGCAUGUGAGGCAUGCAAGCCAAAGUCUGCAAAGAGUCCUUGAAAACCAAUACCUGGAAUGGAAGUCUUGGCUGGUGGCUCUGUAUUACACCAUAACUCUACCUCUGAGGACCAUUUAUCUCAUCAUACUUUUUACUAUUGAGGAAUUGUCAACCAGGAUCCAAGAGAACAUGCCCCAAAUGUCUUACAUCCUUGAAGAUCUCGAGAUGGCCCUCGCCACUCUUGAAUGUCUCCAGAAUCUCUGCAGAAGAAUCUUUAUCCGAGUCUUUGUGCAAAUGUUGGAGGACGAAAACCUAAAUGCUCUUCUGGACUACAUAAGGAAUACUGUACCUUUUUGUUUCCUUCCAAACCACUGCAAAUGCAAGACCUAA
Eublepharis macularius is the source of this 1194-nucleotide messenger RNA. RefSeq names its product perilipin-3-like. Gene Ontology annotation, biological process: lipid storage; positive regulation of triglyceride storage. Lineage: Eukaryota; Metazoa; Chordata; Lepidosauria; Squamata; Eublepharidae. The record is from RefSeq and is a predicted model, not a curated record. Gene Ontology annotation, cellular component: cytosol; lipid droplet. The transcript is spliced from 7 exons. Bases 1 to 1194 code for a protein of 397 amino acids.